AAAAAAAAUAAAGGUAGUUUUAUUUCCCUUGCGGGUAACCAAUUCGCAAGGAAGUAACCGGGCUUUGAACUUGAGUAGAGUGUGAUAGCGAAGAUCACGACGAAUUGCAAAGUUCUGUUGAGUUCAAAAUGCGAUCCACUCGUACCACUCCCACCUUCACCGUAUUCGCUCUCUUCAUCAUCGUGAUCUUUCCCCAUGUCACUAUUCAGGGACACUCAUUCUCACCAUUUGCAUCAUCCCUCGAAACCCUCCAAAAACAACUAGGGUACACUUUCAAGACCAUAAGUCUUCUCCGUCGUGCUAUGACUCACGCUUCCUUCUCCGAAGAGAACAACAAAGCUUUCAGCAUUUUUGGUGCUACUAUCAUAGAAACCUCGGUUUCUUUCAAUUUGCUUUCCAAAGACGUUGAUGUUUCUGCCAAAGAGAUGAACCGUCGAUUAUCGUUGAUCUCCAAUGUGGACUCUUCUUGUGCCGUUGAUGGAGUGCGUUUGGGGUUGCAUAAGGUGGUUCGUGUUUCGCCCAAGACUAAUUCUUCUUCCACUGCUGUGGUUUGUGGUGCUUUCCGAUCGAUAUUCGCUGCUAUUGCUCUUGAUACUGGUAAUUCGGAUACUGCCGGUAAUGUUUUCUUGACUGUUCAUGGUCGUGAUCUCGGGUUUUCUAUGGAUAUGUGAAAAGUAGGUCCAACUUUCAGUGUCUGUGUUUCAUUUUGAAGAUACUUGUUAAUAGCUUAUGUAUUAGUUGUUUGUAGUACUUAACUUUUGCAUAAUCUAAUUAUCUUAGAGUAUGUUUGGAUUGACUUAUUUAAGUAUACUACCAUUAGCACUUGUAAGA
This is a messenger RNA of Vicia villosa (hairy vetch), 831 nucleotides long. RefSeq names its product protein NUCLEAR FUSION DEFECTIVE 2-like. Lineage: Eukaryota; Viridiplantae; Streptophyta; Magnoliopsida; Fabales; Fabaceae. Bases 129 to 671 code for a protein of 180 amino acids. The record is from RefSeq and is a predicted model, not a curated record. Gene Ontology annotation, biological process: RNA processing. The transcript has 2 exons. Gene Ontology annotation, molecular function: ribonuclease III activity.